Molecule: messenger RNA, 2246 nt
Organism: Trichoplusia ni (cabbage looper)
Lineage: Eukaryota; Metazoa; Arthropoda; Insecta; Lepidoptera; Noctuidae
Exons: 1
Coding region: 343-2130 (595 amino acids)
Source: RefSeq, a predicted model, not a curated record
AAGAGUCUUCCAAAGCCUAUUACGAUGCCCGCACAAGACCUGUAAGUUACCAUGCUGGUGACUAUGUGUACCUUAAAAAUCACCUCCGUAUGCGUAAGGCUCUAUCUCCGGUCUGGAAAGGCCCUUAUAAAAUUAUUAAGGUUAAUGGUAGAAAUAGUGUAACGCUAUUAAUAAAUAGACGACACGUGUCCCAUCAUUUUGAUGAAUAAAAUUAGCUCAUCGCCGUGACACCGUGUCAUAAUCACUUUAAGCUUGUUUUAACUUAACGUAAUAUUUAAGUUUAGUUAGUCUUAGUUUAACUCUUAAUUAUUCCUUUACAGUUCUCUGUCUUCCGCAAAAACAAUGUUCAUCACAAGUUCCACGAAUGCUUCCGGCAUAUAUUUUGACCCCAUUGGGUCAUUAAAAAUGAUAGACGGUUUCCUUAGCGUACUAAUUCCAAUAGAUAUUUCAUUUAUUCAACCGCAUAUUAAGAAUCUUAACGGUGUGAUAGGCACUUCUAAGUUCCUAUGUAAGCAGACUGCUCUGUAUACCGAUAUCGAGUGUCUUAAUUUACACCAGCCGUUAUCAAUAAGAUACAACGACAUUAUUCGAGAUUACGAUUCUAUUUCUCACUUAAUUGAAUCAAGGUCUAAACGUUCAGCCUGGUUUGGGGGUAUUGGCACCCUAUUCAAAAAUCUAUUUGGUACUAUGAACGAAGACGACGCAAUAAAUUAUAGUAACGCUAUUCAAUUAAUAGAGAAAGAUCAAUCUAAAUUAUCCGAAUUAGUCAAACAAAAUAUAUUAGUAACUACUUCAACACUCUCUUCAAUAGAAGACUCAGUAAAUAAAAUUAGUGUCAACGAGCAGAGAUUAAAUGAUGCUAUUGAUGACAUAGCUUUAUUCCAAAAGAACUUGACCUUGUUAGCUGAUAAAUUAAUAUUAAAAACUAAAUUCAAUGGAAUGUUAAAUUUAUUAGAAAGUAGUCUCCUAACUUUAUCUUUUAAACUAGAAGACACUGUAAACGCUAUUAUGUUUAGUAAAUUAAAUAUUUUGUAUCCUUCUAUUAUAAGUCCAAAACAGCUAUUUAUAGAGCUUGUUAAUAAUUAUAGGUUUUUAGCUGAUAAUCAUCAAUUUCCUUUAAGUUUAACUUUAGAAAAUAUACACACUUUAAUGAAUGUUUCAGAAAUUGCGAGUUAUUAUAAUAAUAACAAAGUUGUAUUUGCCUUAAAAAUACCUUUAGUAAAUUCCAGGAGCUAUGAUUUAUAUCAUAACAUACCCUAUCCAGUUUCUGUAACCCAUGAUACUUAUACUAUGAUCAUUCCCUCUACUAAAUAUCUAGCUAUUAACAGAGAUAGAUCAUAUUAUAGUAAAUUAGAUAAUCUAAGUAGCUGUAAGACAAUAAAUAACCAGUACUAUAUAUGUGUCAACCUAGAUACUUACUCGUGUGCCAGGACUCCGAUCUGCGAAUCGGAUAUAAUCUCAAAAGCAUUAAAAUCUGUGCCUAGUAAUUGUAAGACCCAAUUCAUUCAAGGCCAACUAGAUAUUUGGCAAACAUUGUCUAACAAUACAUGGUUAUAUGUUAUUACAAACCCUUCCAAAUUGUCCAUAGACUGUAAAGCUUCCAAUACUGAAGUUAUCAUAUCAGGCACAGGCAUGAUAAACUUACCUCCGUAUUGUAUAGCCUUUUAUAAAGACUCAAGGUUAAUACCCAAAUAUUACAAAACAAUUAAAGUCCAAACAAUUAAAAUUAACUUUAAUCUAGUAAAUGACUCUUGUUGUAAUUCGGAAACAUUAUCGAAACUUAAGCCUCAAAUUCCCGUUUUAAAUCUUACUAAUAUUAACCUUGAUUCUAUAACGUCACGACGAAAUUUGGAAACCAGCCGCAUUGUCAAUAACCUUGACAAAUUAAUUGAAAAACCACAUAUUGUUUUAUAUGGUGAAUAUUAUUCCUAUGUAACAAUAAUUAUAUCUGUUAUUAUUGUAAUAUAUAUUUUUGUACUAUUUUGUAAGUUUAUAAAAUCGGGCAUUUGUCAUCGUCUCUUAAAUAGACAAGCUUUCAAAUGUAAUACGGAAAAAGCUGAAGAGCUUACAGAAGUUGCUGCUAGUUCUUCCGACAUUUCCGCACCUAAAAUCCGUAAAUCCCUUGCAUAAACUUAACCUUUUAAGGAUAAGUUUAGUCAAAACCCUGGGGGCUGUUAUAUAUAUGUAAUGUAUAUGAUAGUGCCCAACGGCUCUUUCUAUAUCCCUUGUCAGCACUUUUGAUAGUU